CUGGACUGUUUCGACUUUCGGGUCGUGUAGACUCAUGUCUUUCCCAGAAGUUCUUGAACCACGGAUUUUUCGUGGAUUUUACUCAAAAAUGAUCUUUUCAGCUUCUUCCCGUUGUGUAUGAACUUACACACGGGAGGCAAGCUGAAUUCACAACGAUUUGUAGCAGCGAAGUCGUUUACAGAGUAAUGCACUGUUUACGUAAAGAUCCUGCCUAAUUACAUAUAUACUCAAGAGUUUUACUAUGGACAUUGAUCACGAUCGUGCUACGUUUGUUGAAAAUGAUUACAGUCGCAAAUUAUCCGAGAAAUACGAUCGCCUAUCCCAGGAGAAAACUGAAUUAGAGGGGUUGAAACAAAAGGCCUGCGAACUUCGCGAGCGUUUGAAGGCCAAAUGUGAGGAAACUCAUGGUGUUGAAAAGGAAAUCUUACAAUUGGCGCAUCAAGACAAUUCUUUUUCCGUGGAAUCUAGCGGAUUAGGACAUGUCGAAGUCCCGACAGGAAAUACAGAAGCUCUUAUCGAGAACCAGUUAUCGUGGGAUUUUGAAGGGCUUCGAAUAAAAGAGGAAAACAUAAGCUCGGAAUACGAGCAAGUUGUGGUUAAACUUAUCGAGAAAUACGACGAACAGUUGCACCGCAAACAGGCCGAACUAGAAUAUAUUCAGAAACAAAUGAAAGAAAAAGACGAGAAACGUCCAGAAGAUGUUCCCCGUGGUUAUAGUCCGGAUCGGCUACAGACAACGUCGAUGGAACAAUUUCAACUGGUCAGAGCCGGUGGUGAUGAUGUCUCGUUGAGUCCUUCAGCGAAAUUACGUGAAGCUCAGCGAGUGAUUGAUCUGAGGGACAAACGUAUCGAAGAAUUGCUGGAAACCUUGAAUUCCUUGCAAGAUCAAAUUAACUCACUUAUGAAACAAAAGGAGGAGCUCUUAAUGGUAAAUCAUCAAUGGGACGAUCAGUACCGACAGCUUAAGGCUGACAAAGAUCGUUUGGAUUCGCAACUCCGCCAGAGAGCUGGAAAAAUGCGGGAAAUCGACGAGACACAACGACAAGCGCCCGACGAUGCCACGAUCGCCGAGAUGACGAAAGUAAUCGAGCAGCUGACGCGGAAGAAGGCGGAGCUUGAGCAAAUAACAGCGAGACUUGCUGAUGAACUGGACAAGGCGAAGAAUGCUGAUCCAAGGUCCCGGCAGCCCGAUGAAGACAGUGCAAGGAUAAUUCAAGAGGUAACCAUGGAAAACGACAAGCUCGUUAAAAAAGUCAACGAGCUUGUGGAAGAGCAGAAGAAACGUGAUAAAAUAUGGGCAGCAGCCAAGAAAAUGAUCAGCGAAGAGAAAGCUGCCAAAGAAGCUGCCUUGCAGAUGAGAACGGCGGCGGAGGAACACAUCAAACAUCUUCAAGGUCUCUUUGAAAUCGAGAAACAAAGUCAAGCAGAACUUCGACAAGAAAUUGAAAGAUUAACUUCCGCUGGGGCCUCCUCGCAGCAACCUGUGGCUAGUUCCUCUUUGGUAUCGAUGAACGGGAAUGCGGAGCAGAUUGAGAUGUUAAAACAGCAAGUCGCCGUUUAUGCUGAUGAUUUUGCAAACGAGCGUUCUGAUCGCGAGCGUAUUCAGGCUGACAGAGAGGCACAAAAAGAGCGACUGAAGGAAUUUGAAAGAGAAAUAAAGUUACUGAAGGAACAGAUUCAGAUUUAUCGCGAUGAUUUUGACAACGAAAGACGCGACAAGGAGAGACUCCAGAGACAGCUGAGGGAGAGGAGACCGGAUGUCCAGGUCCCUGCUGAAGAACCGUGGUACAGAGUACCGCCUGCUGACUACAUCACUAUGCAUCCUCGUCGACAGCCUGCAUACCCGCAAGAUAAUAGAGCGUAUCGUUACUCGCCCAGAGAAAUCCAGGAGAUAGCUUAUCAACAACAACAGCAGCCACUACACGCCCGCGUUCAGGCUGGAAACGGCCAUCCUGGCGGGCUGUGCCACGGCUGCGAGGUCGACUGUGACGGUCCAGCGGCAACCCUCAAAUGCCCUCGCUGCGAACGAGUCUUCGCAUCGCACGAGAGGCGGCCAUUUGAAGAGCACAUUGAUAAGUGCACAACCUGAGUUCACGUGAGUGAAUUUGCACUUUUUGCUGGAUAGAACUGGUAUAACUGUUGUGAUCCUCCUGUAUGGAUCACGCUAAACUUCACUUCAUUAAUGCCGCGUCUGUUUCGCUGUAUCAGCAGCGGUUGUGGGUAUUCUAUAAUUCGUUUACUCGAUUGGCGUUCAGUAUAAAUACAUUUAAUCAGCAAAUUAUCUUCUGACUGUUGUAUACAAUCGACAUUCGUAUCAAAAGCAAAUAACGUUUUCCUGUGCAUGAAUUGAGACCCAGAAAACUCUUUGUACAUGAUUAGAAAACAUAUACUAAAUGAUAGCUACAUCUAUGGUUGCAAAGUUGGAGGUUAAAAUUAAAAAUUAUUUCGGGAGAGGUUAAGCAUUUUUUGGCGCAAAAAAAUAAAAAAAAAUAACACUAGAACUAAGCGAAAGAUAGCGCAAUGAAAGUGAUCAUUUUUACACGAAAAGACAUGGACAUUCAUCGUGUCCUGAUUUUGCUUUUUCUUGCGAAGAAGAGAAAAAUUCAAAGGCAGAAUAGAUCAGGACAGUUUCUAAACAAGGUUUCUAAAAGAUCGCUAAAAUCAGAAAUUAAUAUAACAAAUUUAUUGAACAUAUUCAAACGGAGAAAAUGCAAACGGGACACGAGAUCCCAUGCGAGGCAUUCCUCCGAUUACAUAUUUACAUAUACAAAAACAAAUAACACACAGAAGAAACGUAAGUUAUAUAGCUACACGCAUCGAAGAAUAAGCAAA
This is a messenger RNA of Dendronephthya gigantea, 2832 nucleotides long. RefSeq names its product TNFAIP3-interacting protein 2-like. Lineage: Eukaryota; Metazoa; Cnidaria; Anthozoa; Malacalcyonacea; Nephtheidae. The transcript has 13 exons. Gene Ontology annotation, biological process: cellular response to lipopolysaccharide; regulation of transcription by RNA polymerase II. Bases 242 to 2089 code for a protein of 615 amino acids. The record is from RefSeq and is a predicted model, not a curated record.